AACUAUACAUUAAAACAGGUACCGGUAAUUGAAAGGAAGAUGUUCAAAGGAAGGUAUGUUCUGCUAUUGAUGUUUGUUCAAAGUUUUGAAUUCAUUCAGACUAAACAAUGCAACAUUCCAGAGGAUAAUGAAGAUAUUGACUGGGAUAAGUUUCCUGACGAAUGGUACCAGGUUCUACACACCAAUGACGCAGUAAUGGGAAAAGAUGUAUACGGUGGACAACUACAAAAUUUCACCAAAACAAGCACAGGAGCAAAAACGGUAGUCACGGAACUACACAAGAAUUCUCCCCCACAAACUUUCAUAGCCAGCUGGAGGGAGAAGGGAGCCGGCAUCUACAGAUUAGAAAAGAGUGAUGAAUCAGCUGCUAUAGCAUCACAAUCUUUAACACCAGAGGGUGGAACAAGUGAAGAUGCAGUAAAAUUAGAGCAUGCACUGUUUGAUGGUGAUAUUUUAAUUUUAAAUGACGAGAAGAAUUACUUAAUAUUUGUAUUCUGCAGUCCAUCAGAUGAAUGGGUUGUCUGGGUGCUUUUUCCAACUAUGAAACCAACGAUUCAUCAAGUCACAUUGAUGUGGAACAAACUCAUGGCAAAGGGAAUCAAUGUACAACUUCACCUUGCAGAAGUAGUUAAACAUCCAGAGAUUUUCAUGGGUUUUACUAAAUCAUAAAAAUUUGCAGAUAUUUCGACUUCAGAUGUUAACCAUGUAUCUAUCGAUCCAUUCAAUUAUUUACAAAUUCUUCGUAUUAACAUAUCAAAAUAAUUGUAACCAUUCAAUAAUCCUUGUUUACUUGUAUACAACUCAAGAUGAUUUUUACUGAAAACAUAAGCAAUUUGAAGUUUAAUUUGCAUAUGUCGAAUGAGUGAGAUGCCCACUGAAAAAUACAAAUUGGGGCUAAAAACUUAACUUAACUUAAUUUAGAUUCUUUGGUGUAAAUAUGAGAAAAUUGUUUUCCAAUUGAAAUAAAUAAGAGACUCACAUGCAAGGGUGCUCCCGAAGUAUUCAUACCAAGAUGGCACACAACCUGAACAUAGUAUGUGUACCAGGUUAGGAUUGUUCAGGUUGAGCAUCAUCUUGGUACAAAUACUUCCGAAGCGCUCAUGAAAGUGAGGUUGUGUUACAUGUUGCUGUGAUGAAAGCUCUACAGAAAACAUACAGAAUUAACAAAACACAAAACUUUGAAUGUUUAAACAAAUAUCAUUAAUUCAUUGUUUGUUCUACUAAGUUGUUAGAAAUGUUAAGUUUUCUUCGAGAUGAUAGUAUUUAGUUCUUUAAUGCUCCAUUUUAAUUAAAUGACAUGAAAUUUUGAAAAUGCGGUAGGCCAGCGGUUCCCAAACUAUGGGUCGCGACCCAC
This is a messenger RNA of Styela clava, 1354 nucleotides long. The record is from RefSeq and is a predicted model, not a curated record. Lineage: Eukaryota; Metazoa; Chordata; Ascidiacea; Stolidobranchia; Styelidae.